AUGGCUGCUUGCGUAGAGCCCGCCGUCGCCGUCUGUAACCACGCCGCCGCUGGGCCGGCUUGCCUCAAAAGGAGGCGCAUCGCCGUCGGAAGCGCGGAGCAGUACGAGGACAUCGGCCGCCUCGGCGAGGGGGCCUUCGGCGCGGUCGUCAAGGCACGCCACCGCGCCACGGGCCGGAUCAUCGAGAUCAAGCGCAUCGGCAAGGCCCAGGGCAGGCACGCCGCGCUGCUGCGCGAGGCGCGCUUCCUCGAGGAGGCGAGCGGCGGCGGCGCCAACCCCUUCGUCGCCGGCUUCCGCGGCGUCGUCCGACACCCAGACACCUUUGACCUCAGCCUCGUCAUGGAGAGCGUGGGCCCAAGCCUCCACGACCUCCUCCGCCAACGCGGCUGCGGGAGCCCGCCGCUGCCCGAGGCAACGGUGCGCGCCGCUAUGUGGCAACUGCUUAGGGGUGCCAAGAAGAUGCACCACUGCCACAUCGUGCACCAUGACAUCAAGCCCACCAACAUCCUCGUCGGCGAUAGUCACCACGUCGUCAAGUUCUGCGACUUUGGGCUCGCCAUGUCCACCGACGAGCGGCCGCCGUACAAGGCGGCCGGCACGCUGUGGUACAUGGCGCCGGAGAUGCUGCUGGAGAAGCCCGACUAUGAAAGAGCUCAUCAACAACGGGAGUCCUCUGUUCCAGGGCUUGUACAGUGA
Setaria italica (foxtail millet) is the source of this 696-nucleotide messenger RNA. Its product is annotated as putative cyclin-dependent kinase F-2. Gene Ontology annotation, cellular component: nucleus. Gene Ontology annotation, biological process: regulation of mitotic cell cycle; protein phosphorylation. NCBI's taxonomy places the organism in Eukaryota, Viridiplantae, Streptophyta, Magnoliopsida, Poales, Poaceae. Gene Ontology annotation, molecular function: cyclin-dependent protein serine/threonine kinase activity; ATP binding. The transcript has a single exon. The record is from RefSeq and is a predicted model, not a curated record. Bases 1 to 696 code for a protein of 231 amino acids.